Esox lucius (northern pike) is the source of this 6420-nucleotide messenger RNA. RefSeq names its product phosphodiesterase 10A (gene pde10a). The record is from RefSeq and is a predicted model, not a curated record. The transcript is spliced from 23 exons. The coding region runs from base 1129 to 3618 and encodes 829 amino acids. Gene Ontology annotation, molecular function: protein binding; 3',5'-cGMP-stimulated cyclic-nucleotide phosphodiesterase activity. NCBI's taxonomy places the organism in Eukaryota, Metazoa, Chordata, Actinopteri, Esociformes, Esocidae. Gene Ontology annotation, biological process: signal transduction; negative regulation of receptor guanylyl cyclase signaling pathway.
UUCAUCCAUUUUUGUUUUAAUAGGUCAAUUUUGUGAAUGUGUUUAUAUGAUCCGAUUAAUUAAAGUAAGUUUUUGGCUUCUAUGUCAACAUGACUGGAUGUAUCUCUGGUGAAUCACAGUCUUUGGAUUGUGUUUUUUUUCUGUAAAGAAAUACUGUUGGCGACAGGACUAACCUCAUGUUGGAGAGAUGCUACGUCGCAUUUCUAUUGGCCUAUACUAAGGAGCGCAAAGAAUAGAAAAUUACAUUCUGAUGUUUUCUUCUUUUUUUUUCUUCAUAUUUUACUCGUGGAGAAAUGUCAAAGGUCUUUCCUCUCACUGCAAUACAUUCAGAGGAUUGUAGAUUGUCAACCAACUCGGAGAAAGUAAUUCCCAUGCACACACCUCUAUCCACCUUAUCUACAGGGGGAAAGUCUAGAUCCUGAGAACAGUAGCUACCCUGCCUUCCCGUCUCCAGGGAGAGUAGCUGGCUGCCUUUCGGUGAAUGUGGUGCGGUGGCUCAACCCCUUCUGAAUUUGCAGCGACACCCAGAAACCGUUACGGUAGCUUACACACACACAAGCAGACAGCAGCCAGCCGAGGAGACGGGAGUUGUCACCAGCCGCCACAGCGUCUCCGCCAACCGCUGCACUUAACCGUUUAUUCUCUCUGCUCCCUAAAGUCGUCUACGGUCCUAGGCUACUGCACACUCCCUUUUUCCUCCUCCUCCCGGUCCAUGCCGUGCCCCUUUCUUUCGUCCGCCCGCUCGCUCUCUCUUCCUCCUUGCACAUUCACUGUCAGUGUUACCAGCGCGAGGAGAGGAGGCGGUCCGACCGACAGUUAACCCAUACUAGCUUCAACACCUCGGACGGCGAGUGAGAGGAGGCAGACCCCACGGUCGCUGGUCUCGCCUCUACGGUUUACGUUACCGUACGGACCACGCACUGUUCACGACCACACCACCCCCCACCCCCACCCCAUAUUCGCUUGGCACGGACCUAUAAUCACCGAGCAUUCAGAACUAACAGAUGAGGUUUCAGUAGCAAGUAGCAGGACUACAAUUCGCAGGAGGCGGUUUGAGCAGAAGGCGCGGCACGCUGGUUGCUCUCGGUAACUUCUCCGUCAUCGGGCUCUGCUCGCUCGCAGUCAGACAUGGAAGAUGGUCCGCCUUCGACAAGCUGUUUUCGAAGGAUAACGGACUGUUUUCUGGGCACAAAAAUCGAGACUCAUCAGACCAGGCAACAUUCUUCCAGUCUUCAACUGUCCAAUUUUGGUCUGACAGAUGACAGGGUGAAGACCUACCUGUCUCUGCAUCCACAGACGCUUGAUGAGUUUGUGUUGGAGAGCGUCAGUCCGGAGACGCUGGACAGAUGGCAUAAAAGCAAGAGCAACGACAGCCAGCCUGCAGACAACACAUCGACCCCUAAAGAAGGCAGCAGGUACCAGGACAGUAACAUGCAGGGGGUCGUCUAUGAACUCAACAGUUAUUUGGAACAGCGUCUGGACAGCGGAGAAGAUCACAAACUUUUACUCUACGAAUUGUGCCGAAUUAUCAACACAGCAACGGGAGCGGACGGGUUUGCACUUUACUUCCUGGGAGAAUGCAACAAUAGUUUGUGUUUAUUUAACCCAACGGCGAAUCAGGAAGGUCCUCCGGCACUCACCCCAGCGGGCCCCAUUUCCUUCGGGACCACCAUCGCCGCUUAUGUCGCCACAACACGCAAAACUCUGCUGGUAGAUGACAUCACAGGGGACGAGCGGUUCCCCGAGGGCACAGGUCAACACUCAGGGAUUGGUGUUCACUCUGUCCUGUGCCUCCCCAUCCUCACAGCCAUUGGUGACCUCAUCGCUGUUCUGGAGCUGCAUCGACACUGGGGUCACGAACCCUUCAACACCAGUCACCAAGAGGUUGCAACAUCAAAUUUAGCCUGGGCUUCUGUAGCUAUUCAUCAGGUACAGGUGAGCAGAGGCCUAGCAAAACAGACGGAGCUAAAUGACUUCCUUCUAGAUGUGUCAAAAACAUACUUUGACAACAUCGUGGCAAUAGAUUCUCUACUUGAACAUAUUAUGAUAUAUGCAAAAAACCUGGUAAAUGCGGACAGAUGUGCGCUCUUCCAGGUCGACCACAGCAACAAAGAACUGUACUCGGACCUGUUCGACAUUGGGGAGGAGAACGAGGGAAAACCUGUCUUCAGGAAAACCAAAGAAAUUAGGUUUUCAAUAGAGAAAGGAAUAGCAGGCCAGGUGGCCCGGACCGGGGAAGUCCUUAACAUCCCAGAUGCCUAUGCAGACCCGCGCUUUAACAGAGAAGUGGACCUCUAUACAGGCUAUACCACGCGGAACAUCCUAUGCAUGCCCAUCGUUUCCAGGGGGACCGUAAUCGGUGUGGUACAGAUGGUGAACAAGCUGAGUGGAAGUGCCUUCUCCAAAACAGACGAAAACAACUUCAAGAUGUUUGCAGUCUUCUGCGCCCUGGCCCUUCACUGUGCGAACAUGUACCACCGGAUCCGCCACUCUGAGUGUAUUUAUAGGGUGACCAUGGAAAAGUUGUCCUACCACAGCAUUUGUACAUCAGAGGAGUGGAAGACCCUGACACAGCUGGACCUGCCUACCCCUCUAUAUAAAGAGUUGGAACUGUUUCGAUUUGACAUCAGUCCGUUUGAGAAGCUGUGGCCAGCUGUGUUUGUGUACAUGGUCCAUAACUCCUGUGGGGAGACCAGUUUUGAGCUGGAGAAGCUGUGCAGGUUCACUAUGUCAGUGAGGAAGAACUACAGGCGUGUCCCCUACCACAACUGGAAGCAUGCUGUGAACGUGGCCCAUUGUAUGUACGCCAUACUGCAGAAGACCACAGCUGUCUUCACCGAGAUAGAGAAGAAGGGCCUGUUGAUAGCGUGUCUGUGCCAUGACCUGGACCAUCGGGGAUACAGUAACACCUACUUACAGAAGUUUGACCAUCCACUGGCUGCCCUGUACAGCACCUCCACCAUGGAGCAGCAUCACUUCUCACAGACCGUGUCCAUUCUGCAGCUGGAAGGGCACAAUAUUUUCUCCAACCUAACUUCCAGCGAGUACGAGCAGGUGCUGGAGAUAAUACGCAAGGCCAUCAUUGCCACCGACCUGGCUCUCUACUUUGGCAACCGGAAACAGCUGGCGGAGCUGCUGAGCACAGGAGCACUAGACCUCAAUAACCACCAACACAGGGACCGUGUCAUAGGUCUGAUGAUGACCGCCUGUGACCUGUGUUCUGUCACCAAGCCCUGGCCAAUCACACGGCUCACAGCCAAUGACAUCUAUGCUGAGUUCUGGGCUGAGGGUGAUGAGAUGAAGAAGAUCGGUAUCCAACCCAUUCCUAUGAUGGACAGGGAUAAGAAGGAUGAGGUGCCUCAAGGGCAGGUGGGAUUCUACAAUGCUGUGGCUCUGCCAUGUUAUACCACCCUAUCAGACCUCUUUCCUCCUUCCACUCCUCUACUACAAGCCUGCAAGGAGAACCUCAACCAGUGGGAGAAGAUAGCGAGCGGAGAAGAGGAGGACAUUGGACUGAGGGGAAUAUGGGCCCCAUCCGAGCCUCUGGACCCCAGGGUAGAGCCCAGCACUGGGGGGCCUACUAACCCUGACUCAGGCCCUGUGAAGGUGGAGAACUGACUGGCAGUGACGCUGCUUUAUGCCCUCACUCCCAUUCAAGUCAAUACGCCAUCACCACCAGAUAUCCACACCGCGUCAGCUGCCAUCUACGGGGACUAUUUCCUGUCUGGACUGCCUUUGCCAGUGCAUCACUUCCUGCUGCAACCGGAAAGUGGUUGGUUGAUUGACCAACGAUGGGAUUCUUUAAGAAACGCCUAGGUACCUUAUUGGAUGAGGGGAUGUGAGUAAUGGACAGCUGGACUGCAGGGCCAUGUUUAUAAAGCAUGGAACUGAAGCAAACAUGCAGAAACAGGGAGGAACUACCUGGACUUGGUCCAGUAAGAAAAACUUUUGUAUUGUUAUUUUUGUUGCAAAAUGUUUUGCCAAGUUUGCUCUAGUAUGCACUGACGAAUGGAGCACAUGUAGGAGGGUGGGAUCAACCCCCGGUCACAUGAUCUCCUCCACUGCUUGGGAAGCCAUUCAGAUUUUCUCGAACGGAUCUGUAUGUCUGUGGUUUGUUUUUGUUUGUUUUGUUUAUGUGCUUGUUCAAAAAUAGAAUUUUAUGUAAGUUAGAAUUUUGAAUUUCAGCUGGUCCGUCUUAUGUUCUGGUCUUGUAAUUAUAGAGGCCUUAGUCAACACUCUCAAAGCCUUUGUAAAGGGUGAGAGGUGUGAAAUCUUGACUGUUUUUUUUUCAUAAAGACUUUCAGACUUUAUGAAUGUGUCUAAAAUGGGCCCCUCUUCCCCAUGUAGUGUGUUACUUUAGACCAGAACCUCUGGGAGUCCUUGGUAACCCGUCUAAGAACCAUUUUCGUCCCUGGUCCAAUGUACUGUACUAAAUAGGGAACAUGAUAUCAUUUCAGACACAGCCUAUUGGAAUGGUACUGUUUCUUUGUCUGCUGUGGUAGACUGAUCGCACGCAAAACUUCUUGGAAGAGCAUGCUGUCGCAAAGAAGCCCGCCAUCCUGUCGUGAAGAUGGACUCUAGAAUGUUUUAUACAAUGUUCUAAAUAAUUUCUGUCACUUUGAGCAAAACAGUGUUUUUGCAGUACUUGAAUGAAUACAUACAGAACAUACAUAUAGCCCAUUCUAUUCUGUUCUAUUCCGAGAUGGAAAAGCAGAGCAUGAUUUCCCCCAGAGCGCAUUGUGCAAAGCACAGACUCAUUAGGACCAAAUAUGACCAAUGGGGCUGUGUUAGAUCAUUGAUGCAUAGGCAGCCAUGUCACGUGAGGAACAAUGACAGUAAUAGCAGAAGUGCAAUCCCCCCCUACAAUCUGGUAGUCCAUGCAGACCAAAGCAAUCACAAAAAAUAUUGAAACAUAUUCAGCCAGUUUUGCACUCCACCACUAGCCCCUGGGGUUGUCAUGCAGAAUCAUGCUCUUGCAUACAAAUCAGACUUUUCACCAUCAGGUUAACUGAACCCUGAACCUGGGGCAGUCAGUCUUUACUUGAACCCAGUGUCUUGGGCAGUGAAUCUUUUAUAGAACCCAGCACACUGGUUAAUCAAGUCAUUUCUAGACUCUAGAACCAAGGACAGGCUGUAUUUUAGGUUCUAGAACCCAGAAGCUUGAGCAGGCAUGAAUCUAUGUUCUAGAACCCAGAACCUGGGCAAUCAGUCAUUAAUAGACAUCAGAACCUUCGGCAAUCAGUCAAAUCUUUUGACUCUACUUGUAGGCAAGGAUUCAAUCCAAUUGCUCCUUUUUGACCAUGCACCUUGUAAAGCCAUUGUUCCUGCCUCCUCUGAGACUAUUCAUGGUAAAUGUCUACAUGUCAUGUGUGCUAUAAUGUGGAUCUCCCACAGCCCAGAUUGAAUAUAGGCUCUAACCUGGUCCAAUAUCCAUUUGUGCUGUCGUGUCAAUGUAGCCCAAUGGGACACUUAUUACCUGCACUGCAUUUAUCAGGGACUUCAAAUAAAAAGCUACAUCUGGUGCCUGUCCCUAAGAAAAACAAAUAAGCAUCAAGACCAAGAUGAGCAGGACAAACACAGCAUACAUUGGGAAAACUUUCACUAUUUCAAUGUCUUUACCCCUCAUGGACGUCAAACCCACAUGUUUGUGUGUGUGUCUGUGUGUCUGUGUGUCUGUGUGUCUGUGUGUGUGUGUGUGUGUGUGUGUGUGUGUGUGUGUGUGUGUGUGUCUGUGUGUGUGUGUGUGUGUGACAGGAAAAAUAGGCCCCCUGUAUUUGACAUAAAAUCAUUUAGCAUUUGAAAACCAACUUAUUAUAGACUUACUAUAUACCUCAAUUAGCUGAUCAAAAUAUUAUAUACCUCAAUUAGCUGAGAUGGACAGUAAUGUCAUUUGAUAGUUUUGUUUCCAUUUGCAUUCAUUAACAGAUUUAUGAAUAUGAGAUAUUCAGGUAAUGUCAAGAUGCCACUUUUAUUAAAUCAAUGUUUAAUAUUGAAGUGAUUCUCUGAGGCUCUCACCACCAUCACCUGAUCUCUACCACAACCAUCAUCCCACUAUCACCUGACCUCUACCACCACCAUCAUCCCACUAUAACCUGACCUCUACCACCACCACCAACCCACUAUCACCUGACCUCUACAACCACCAUCAACCCAUUAUCACCUGACCUCUACCACCAUCAUCCCACUAUCACCUGACCUCUACCACCACCAUCAUCCCACUAUCACCUGACCUCUACCACCGCCAUCAUCCCACUAUCACCUGACCUCUACCACCACCAUCAACCCAUUAUCACCUGACCUCUACCACCACCAUCAUCCCACCAUUAUCUGACCUCUACCACCACCAUCAUCCCACCAUUAUUUGACCUCUACAACCACCAUCAACCCAUUAUCACCUGACCUCUACCACCAUCAUCCCAC